AUGUCCAACGUCUUCUUUGACAUCACCAAGAACGGCGAGCCUCUUGGCCGCAUCGUCUUCAAGCUCUACGACGACGUCGUCCCCAAGACGGCUACCAACUUCCGUGAGCUCUGCACUGGCUCCAAGGGCUUCGGUUACGAGGGCUCCUCGUUCCACCGCGUCAUCCCCCAGUUCAUGCUCCAGGGUGGUGACUUCACUGCCGGUAACGGUACUGGUGGCAAGUCAAUCUACGGCAACAAGUUCGAGGAUGAGAACUUCAAGAUCGCUCACACUAAGCCCGGACUUCUCUCCAUGGCCAACGCCGGACCCAACACUAACGGCUCGCAGUUCUUCAUUACCACCGUUGUCACCAGCUGGCUUGAUGGAAAGCACGUCGUCUUCGGUGAGGUCACCGAGGGAAUGGACAUUGUCAAGAAGAUCGAGGGUGAGGGAUCUGGCUCGGGCAAGACCAAGACCAAGAUCACCAUCGCCAAGUCGGGCACCGUCUAA
This is a messenger RNA of Jaminaea rosea, 489 nucleotides long. RefSeq names its product cyclophilin. The record is from RefSeq and is a predicted model, not a curated record. The transcript is spliced from 5 exons. Lineage: Eukaryota; Fungi; Basidiomycota; Exobasidiomycetes; Microstromatales. Gene Ontology annotation, molecular function: peptidyl-prolyl cis-trans isomerase activity. The coding region runs from base 1 to 489 and encodes 162 amino acids. Gene Ontology annotation, biological process: protein peptidyl-prolyl isomerization; protein folding.